AUGGCCACCAGCACCGCGCCCGUCCUCCUCCUCCUCCUCCCCCUCCUCCUCUCCAUGUCCGCCGUCCUGACGCUGGCGGCGGACAGCAACGGCACCACCCACCUGAGCUUCUUCAUGCACGACAUCACGUCGGGCAGCAACCCAACGGCGGUGAAGGUGAUCAAGGGUCCGGGCUCCACCCUGACGGCCCCGACGCUAGGCAUGACGUUCGGCGACACGACGGUGAUCGACGACCCGCUGACGGCGACGUCCUCGCCGACGUCCGCGGAGCUGGGCCGCAUGCAGGGCAUCUACAUGCUGGCGUCGCAGUCGGGCGCGGCGCUGAUGGUGUGCGCCAACCUGCUGCUCACGUCGGGCGCCCACAACGGGAGCACGCUCGCCGUGAUGGGCCGCGACGACACCGGGGAGGAUGUGAGGGAGAUCCCCGUCGUCGGCGGCACCGGGACGUUCCGGAUGGCCACCGGGUACGUGCUGUGGAAGACGCCCCAGGGGAUCAACGGCACCGACGCCACCGUCCAGCUCGAUGUGUAUGUCACCACGGACGGCAACGGCGUCGACGCGCUCGCGCCCGCGCCCGCGCCCGGUGGCGGUGACUCCUCGUCCGGAGGAGGGUCGGCGGGGUCAGGAGGGUCCAACAAGUCCAGCUCCGGUGCGGCGAGGAGCAUGAGGAUGACCGGCGGGUGGGUCGUCGCCGUAUUGGUUGCGGUGGUUGGAUCCUGCUGGGUUUGGUGA
This is a messenger RNA of Miscanthus lutarioriparius, 732 nucleotides long. NCBI's taxonomy places the organism in Eukaryota, Viridiplantae, Streptophyta, Magnoliopsida, Poales, Poaceae. The record is from the annotation of a GenBank genome assembly.